AUGCUAUGUCUACUUGGCACCCCUUUCCGGCAUAUCUGUAAAACAUUCGAUAUCCCCGGUUUGAAUAAGAACAAUGAAGGCCGGCACGCACUGUUUCGUGGCCUUGGCUCCAGCCUGACUGGUGUAGUUCCUGCAACCGCCAUCAAGUUCUAUGUGUACGGUAACUGCAAACGGCUUGGGGCCUGGUACUUGCGAUGCAAUGAAGAUAAUCCCAUCGUCCACGCACAAGCCGUUGUUGCCGCUGGCUUGGCGACCUCAACAGCAACAAACCCGAUAUGGCUCAUGAAGACCAGGCUUCAACUGGACACAGCCCAGCGGGGCUUCACUCUACAUUACCACUAG
Molecule: messenger RNA, 342 nt
Organism: Colletotrichum navitas
Lineage: Eukaryota; Fungi; Ascomycota; Sordariomycetes; Glomerellales; Glomerellaceae
Product: mitochondrial carrier domain-containing protein
Exons: 1
Coding region: 1-342 (113 amino acids)
Biological process (GO): pyrimidine nucleotide import into mitochondrion
Cellular component (GO): mitochondrion
Molecular function (GO): pyrimidine nucleotide transmembrane transporter activity
Source: RefSeq, a predicted model, not a curated record